AUGCAGCAAAAGCCAUUGCAAAGGUUUGUACCAAUAUCAGUUCGAUUCUUCCCGGCAAAAAAAGAUCCUUACGACGCCUUGGCAACUGAUGGAAUUCUUGAGAAGCUUUCAAAGUUCAUAUCGGAGUAUGACGGCUCGAAAUUCUUCCACGUUAUUUGGCAUUUCAGGCCCAGCCUCCGUGUUGUUAAACUCGGUGCUGGUUCUGAUGCAGCAACUUCCAAGAUCUCACAAUCCCUGCGGCAUGACAAAGGCCAGAAUCUCUUUUCAAGUUACGUGCUUACCGAUGCGGCAAAAUCGCAGCUCAAAAGCGUCGCGGACGUCGAGUUCGCUUCCGCCAACAUUAAGAGAGACCUGGCUGACCAAGGUUUUGGAGACGAAGAAUUUGACCUUAUCAUUGGUGCCAGGGUCUUGCACAGAACGACCGACGUUGUGAGAAGCCUGUCCAAUAUUCAAAAACUCUUCAGCCCGGAAGGAAGACUACUAGUGCAGGAGCCAUCAUUGGGACUCCUCUGGGCCAAAUCAAUUCUUGAAAACCUGCCGUCUUGGUGGUCUGGACAGGAUGGUGACGAGGCAAUCUCCACGGCCAGUAUCAAUGCUCUUGUAGAUGUAUUUUGCGAUUUCCGGGGCCGGAGUUACGAUGGCUUUCGCGGUCCGGAAUAUGAGUACCCAAUUUCGGACGGGACCAUUCCAGUCAAUCAAGUCUUCCCCUUGGAACUGGAUACUGAUAUGCAGGAGUCAUUUCAACUUCCAGAAGCGUCACUGGCGAUUGGUAGAAGAAGUCAACUGGGCACCCUGCACCGGUCUGCUCAACGACCUACUAUUCCGCAAGGAGACGAGAUAGAAGUCGAAUUUCAUGCGACUGGUCCCUAUUUCAGGCUGGAUAUUCUGGUUGCUAUAGGUAUUCUAAAAGUCCCUGAGACGAGCUUUGGCUAUGAAGCCGCGAGCAUGACAAUCACAACCUCUUUGGUGCAAUUUGAAAAGCUAUGUGAAAAGAUACCAAACCCUAUGAGUCUCCCUGGCGCUGCUAGCUCUUCCCUACGUUUUACAACGGCAAUGUAUGGGCUUAUGGACAUGGCUCGUCUUGAAGAGAGACAGAUCAGUAAUUAA
Messenger RNA from Aspergillus alliaceus, 1107 nucleotides. RefSeq lists its product as uncharacterized. The transcript has 4 exons. NCBI's taxonomy places the organism in Eukaryota, Fungi, Ascomycota, Eurotiomycetes, Eurotiales, Aspergillaceae. Bases 1 to 1107 code for a protein of 368 amino acids. The record is from RefSeq and is a predicted model, not a curated record.